Messenger RNA from Fusarium keratoplasticum, 1827 nucleotides. RefSeq lists its product as uncharacterized. The coding region runs from base 1 to 1827 and encodes 608 amino acids. NCBI's taxonomy places the organism in Eukaryota, Fungi, Ascomycota, Sordariomycetes, Hypocreales, Nectriaceae. The transcript has 2 exons. Gene Ontology annotation, molecular function: L-amino acid transmembrane transporter activity. The record is from RefSeq and is a predicted model, not a curated record. Gene Ontology annotation, biological process: amino acid transmembrane transport. Gene Ontology annotation, cellular component: membrane.
AUGGCGCCGUACGGGCUCCCGUCGCAUACACGAGACUCGCUCGAACUCGCAUCGCUCGCCAGCUCGAGCCAGGGCAACGAAGAUGGCGUCUCGGAGAUGUCGUCGCGACCCAGCAUAUCGUCGUCGCGGAGGUUGUCGCUCGAGCAGGACGACCCCCUCGACAGCGCCAACCCAGCCGGGAGGAUGCACCGGUCCUACUCGGUGUCGUCCGCCUUUGACUUUGCCGCCAACAUGUUCCCGCUGAGCUCGACGGCCGGCGCCGGCGGGUACGCGCCCAUUGGGGCUCCCACGUCGACGGCACGGCCGAACGGUGGGUUGGGAGGAGGAUCGUUGGAGAAGCACAAGACCUUGACCUACCUCAACGGGUUGUCGCUGAUAGUCGGACUCAUCAUCGGUUCUGGUAUCUUUUCGUCUCCGGGCUCGGUGAGCGCUCGAGUCGGCUCGCCGGGCGCUGCCUUGGUUGUCUGGGUCAUUGCAGGUGUGCUCGCGUGGACAGGCGCCGCAUCGUACGCUGAGCUUGGUGGAGCGAUCCCUCUGAAUGGCGGUGCCCAGGUGUAUCUCGCCAAGACGUUUGGCGAGUUGUCGGGCUUCCUCUUUACAUGGGUGGCCAUGUUGGUGCUCAAGCCCGGCAGUGCUGCCAUCAUUGCCAUCAUCAUGGGCGAGUACUUGGUGCGCGCCUUCAUUGGCGCUGAUGCUGAACACAUCAGCCCCUGGAUCAACAAGGCGGUCGCGCUCGUGGGUCUCGUUGCUGUGACGUUUCUGAACUGCGUCUCGACACGGCUCGGAACGCGCCUAAACGAUAUGCUCAUGUUCAUGAAGUUUGUCGCCCUGUUAGGUGUCACCAUCACGGGUGUCGUGGUUGCCAUCACGGGCAAGACACUCAAGGGCAAGUCGAACGUCGAGUGGAAGGCCCACGAGUUGUUUGACAAUACGUCGACGGACAUGUCUGCUUGGGCAUUGGCGCUCUAUGCCGGUCUCUGGGCCUAUGAUGGAUGGGAUAACACAAACUAUGUGGUUGGCGAGUUUCGAAACCCUACUCGAGACCUGCCCAGGGUUAUCCAUACCGCCAUGCCACUGGUUAUCCUCUGCUAUGUCCUCGCCAACAUGGCCUACUUCCUGGUUCUUCCCCUUGAGAGCAUGGAUGGCGCCAACACUGUGGCCGUCAUGUUUGGUUCCCAAGUCUUUGGUUCCGUUGGCGCUCUCAUCCUUGCGCUCAUCGUCAGCGCCAGCUGCUUCGGUGCUCUCAACUCGUCCACAUUCACCUCAAGCCGUCUUGCCUACGUUGCUGGCAAGGAAGGUUACAUUCCCUCCAUCUUUGGCCGUAUCGGUGUCGGAAAUGAAAAUGAGAACAGUCUCAGCACGCAGCGCACACGAAGCUGGUUCUCACGCAAGCUGAGCCGUGCUUUCGGCGAUGAAGACACGGGGUUGUUCUAUACCCCUAUUUACGCGCUCGUGCUGAAUGCCGUCUUGACUACGGGCUAUGUCAUCGUCGGCGAGUUUAGCACCUUGGUCACAUUCUACGGCGUAGCGGGCUACACCUUCUACUUCCUCACGGUGCUAGGUCUCAUCGUGCUACGCGUGCGCGAGCCGCAGCUUGAGCGACCCUACAAGACAUGGAUCACAACGCCCAUCAUCUUUUGCUGCGUGAGCUUGUUCCUCCUCAGCCGCGCCGUCUUUGCCCAGCCGUUCCAGACCGUGGCCGUCGUCUCAUUCGUCGUGGCCGGCGUGCCAGUCUACUUCUGGCGCAUCCACGGCCGCGACGAGACGGUCUUGAGGAGGAGGGGACAACCCGGGGAGGAGAGAAAGUGGUGGCGAUUCUGGAAAUGA